Messenger RNA from Lytechinus variegatus (green sea urchin), 2824 nucleotides. RefSeq names its product kin of IRRE-like protein 2. The transcript has a single exon. Gene Ontology annotation, molecular function: cell adhesion molecule binding. The coding region runs from base 799 to 2514 and encodes 571 amino acids. The record is from RefSeq and is a predicted model, not a curated record. Gene Ontology annotation, cellular component: cell-cell junction. Gene Ontology annotation, biological process: cell-cell adhesion. NCBI's taxonomy places the organism in Eukaryota, Metazoa, Echinodermata, Echinoidea, Temnopleuroida, Toxopneustidae.
GACGCUAGAGUAAUCAUUGAUUUUUAUUGUUUUUAUUUUUUUCUCGUUAUAUCACAUGGUAAGCUAAAGUACAUGCAUUUGCAUAUCGUAACUCACACAUAGAACAUAAAUACGUUCUGUUGGACCUUUAAUGAUUGUAUACAGGCCAGCUCGUACGCCUAAUAAAAUUGAAAGAAUCGUGUUUUUUGUUACACAUGACCCACAAUUCAAGGAAUGUUCGAUCGCUUUACGCUUUAAGAUCGUCCUUUUAUCUUCAACAUUAUACAUUAUAACGGCCAAAGAAAUUGCUACGACUUCAGAAGGGGAAUAUUCUAAUGUCAAAGUGUCCUCAACUAAAAUACUUGUUUUCGUUCGACAAGGAGCACGUGCGCGUUCGUGCGUGCUUCUGUGCGCCGCGUGUUAAUUGACAUGCAGGAAGUCCCCUUGCCGGCUGACAUUUUCAAGUAACUUUCACUUUGCUUGACGUUAGCUAGAGAUUCAACAUGCCCUCUCAGUCCUUGUAAUUUGUUAUUAUUAUUUUGUUUUGUUAAUCAACUAUCUCUUGCCAAAAGUGGACUUUUCAUUUUACAGACGAUCAAACAUUCCAAACGGAUGUGCUAUUCUGUAUCUUACCAAUAAAAACAAAACAACAGAUUUCUGGAUUGCCACGACUUUUGGGGAUUCCUAUUGGAUCAUGAUUUUGACUAAUUAUUGACUUGUGAUAAACCAUGCAACAAACGAGUCGACGAAAUUGAACCCUCAACACUGGAUCCUCUAAUUGGAGUAUAAUAAUCAAACAUCCACUCCCUCUUCUCAACGAUGGCAUCCUGCUGGAAUCUUUGGUUCGUGGCUGUGAUUUUAAUGGUGAACCAGUGGAAACUUAGCCUUGGUGAAAUUUUCAGGCAUGGUCCAUCAGAUACUGUUCUUGUCCAGGGAAAGACAGCGGUGUUAAGGUGUGCUGUCAAAACCCAGGGGAGCGAGGUGGUCUACUGGUUCCACGUUGAUUCUGGGCAAUAUAUCAGCUACGAUGAAAAUAUCUAUUCUUUCGUUAUGGAGGAUCGUUAUUCCAUCAUUGGAAACCACAAGAAAGGUGAAUAUUACUUGACGAUACGAAAUGCUCGGAAAUCAGACAAAGGGGAAUACCGAUGUGUGUAUGGGAAUCAGUUCGCAUCAGCACGCAUGGUGGUCUUGGUGCCACCGAAUGAUGGGUCUCCUGCUUGUGAGGCUCUUCCUGCAGCCGAUUCUACCAGCAUAGGCAACGUCGCCCAACUUUCCUGCACGUCUCAAGGUGGUGAUCCUCCAGCUGAACUGUCCUGGUACCGACAAGACAAGUUGAUAGCCGGACCGGCCGUACACGCGAACUCCAUCCAGAGACUAGUAAAGACAGAAGACAACGGUGUCAUUUUCACCUGCUCUGCGACAACACCAGCUCUGACCUAUCCGAGAACCUGCAGCGUGAUGAUCCUCAAGAAUCCACCAAUGGUCACAGUAACACCACCUGAAGUCAACAUCAAACAUGGACAAACCGCUCAGUUCAGCUGCCAAGGUAUCGCCGAAACCAAUGUAACCGGUUACCGAUGGUUCGUCAAUUACGUUGUUGUAGGGAGCAAGGUGUCUUCUCCCCGUUAUACCCUCGACCCAACUAAUACCACACUGACAAUCCACAAUGUACAAGCCUGGGAAAAUGGUGUUAUCGUGUCAUGUGAAGCUAACAUCCAGUCCGGGUUGAAGGGUAGGGGAAGCGCCAAUCUAGGUGUAAAGCUGCCGCCAAAUUUCAGAACCGCGUCACCUCCCAUAUCUAAUAAUGGAAACAACAGUAACGGGACGGGGUUAUCUCCGAAAGGUCUUCAUCCUCAACCCUUCAUAACCACCAACAUUGCUGCCAUAGCCGGUGCUUCUGCAGGAGCCCUUGUGCUGCUCAUAGUUGUUUCAACUCUUGCUGCGUGUUGUGCCAAAGGAAAGAGUCAUAAAUACCCUGCAGGUAAAAACAUGCCUGGAUCAUUGAGGUAUAAAACAUCUCAACAAGUACUCAUUGAAGAGGAUUUCCCCAUCUAUGCCAAACCAAUGAAGGUAAAACGUCAUAACUGCGAGGUGACGGAAUCAAGUCGACCAAACAGCAUCUCCAAAGCUUCCACGGCAGAGUCGGCUCUGACCGGCGUCGGCUCAGAUGCCGGUCACGGUGUCGCCAUCCCGCUCUGUCUACGACCGCCGUCUUUGAAACGACUUGGAAGAAAAAUAACUUCAAAUUACGAGAAAAUUGGUUUCGACGGACCGCUACCUCUCACCCGGCCCGAACCUAUGGGCAGUGAAGACAAAGAUUCGGCCCCUGUCGAGAACCCAUUAAGGCAGACUGAAUUAUGCAGGAGCCAAAAUAACGCCACAAACGGCGAAUUAAGAAAUGGAACAUCAAAACCCGGUGAAUUAGUUUAUGCCGAUUUGGACCUGGCAGAAAAUAAUAAUGAUUCGUCAACAAAACAGACUCAGCCAAAUAGCAAGGCAUCGGACGCUGUAGCCUACGCGAAAUUACGAUUAUAAACAAACCACACCUUAGUUUCUUUUUUGUACGAAUGUAAUUUAACAAUUUUUAAGAUUUUAUAUGUAAAUUUUGAUGUUUUGUAAUGUCAUUUUGAAUUUUAUACCACUUUUAUUGACCUCCAUUCAGUUGGGUUUAAUGAUCACUUCACUGCUUGUAGACUUGUUUGUUAGAGGACAUUCAAUUUAGUCAAAUUCUUUCUUCAUUAUAGCCUUAUUUUUUUUCAAAAAUAAUAUGCAUACUAAAACUAGUAAUAAUGAACUAACCGUGUACUUCUAGAAUCAAACAAACCAUAUUACAAACAAACGCAAG